AUGGCAGCAGUGUCACUGAUGUUGACCACUGCAGCUGCUGCUGACCCGAGGGAUUUCUGUUUCUGGAGUAAAGUCACGUCGUACGGUGAGACCCAUCUCAGCUUUCUCCGACACCACAGCGAAACUCACCACGCCUCCUCCUCAUCCCUCCAUCUCUACCACAGUGUGUGGUCGGUGGAGAAUAGACUGGUCAACUGCGCAGUGAGUGUCGACACGGCCGUUACAGACAGCUACAUGUCUGUGUGUCGGGAGAAGAACACCACAGGAGAGUUCUCUGACCGUCCUCGUGAACGUUUUCAUGUCAGUGCGCAGUCUGAACUUGAAAGCCAAUGCGCUCCUGUUAGCUCUCCAACGGUCACCCAGCGCGAAGCCGUUGGAGAUGCCUCUGAGGAACAUACAGAGACAAGGCGUAAGAGGCACGCACGGAGCGUUAAUGAUGAUAUAGCGUUCCAGAAUCUUCUUGGAGACGGUGGUGACAGUUCCAGGGAUGAGACGCAAACCCAUCGGCGCGUAAAACGUGGUCUCAUCGUGCCGGGAACGCUUUGGUGCGGCUCAGGGAACAAGGCAUCGACCUAUGACGAUUUAGGUGUGUUUGCAGAGACAGACAGUUGCUGCAGGGAGCAUGACCAAUGCCAGGACACCAUCCUGUCGUUCGAGACCAACUAUGGAGUUUUCAACACAAACAUUUUCACCCUGUCCCACUGCCACUGUGAUAACAGGUUUCACCAGUGUUUGCUAGGGGCUGAGGACAGUAUUUCAGACACAGUGGGAUACGUCUUCUUCAACCUGCUGAAGAUGCACUGCUUUGAGUUCUCCCACAGACUACAGUGCUCUCAGAGGAACUGGUUUGGCAUGUGUCAACAGUAUGAGAUGUCUCUGUAUGCUGUGGUCCAUCCUCCCACCUUCUACAACUCCACCCAGCCAGACCCUGACUUAGAGGAGGAUGACAUGGCUGACAAUACCACCACUACCAUCUCCAUCUCCACCCCCACUUCCACCUCCCCCUCCAACUCUACCCCCUCCUCCUCCCUCUCCACGUCUCCCACCACCUCCAUCUCCACCUCCUCUACCUCCCUCUCCACCUCUCCCACUACCUCCUCCACCUCCUCUACCUCCCUCUCCACCUCUUCCACCACAUCCUCCACCUCCAUCUCUACCUCCUCUACCUCCCUCUCCACCUCCAUCUCCACCACCUCUCCCUCCACCUCCUCCUCCAUCUCUUCCUCCACCUUUUCUACUUCCAUCUCCACAUCUCCCUCCACCACUUCAACCUCUCCUACCACCAAUCCCUACAUUGCCACUUCCACCUCUCCCUCCACCUCCACCUCUCCCUCCACCUCCACCCCCACCACUCGUUCCAGUGCUGCCCCAGCAGACCUCACCCCAGGGGGUCAGAGUGGAACACUAGCCUCUGGCUCGCCUGUCAUCCACCCUUACCCUGGAGAGGACAAUAUGGUUGCCAAUACUUCCCCCACCUCCACCACUGGCACUGCUACUGCUAUAGGGACCCAGAGUAGCACGUCGGGACGAAAAACUUCAGCCUCAGCCUCGGGCCCAGCAUUGGCUUUGGCCUCGCCAGCUGAACCCACCCACCUUACUGGCCUGACUCUGCCUAAGUCUAACCAGGACGCAGCAAGCACAGGGAAGCAGCAUGUGUAUGUGUGUGAUGUAUACAGAGACCUGGAUGACUGCAGGUUUAAGAUCCCUGCUCACCAGAAGAGAUACAGCCUCCUCAACCCAGAACCCAGGACCCUCUUCCACUGCAACUGUACCAGCAGACUGUCUGAGGUUCUGGUUCAGCAGAAGGAGAUAUCUGGGGUCCAGACUAUCCUGUUGAAGUACAUCUCUCUGUCCUGUUUCACAUUACAGCCACAGGUCUGCACACAGGGGACAAGCUGCUCGGCUUCUCUGGUCAAACCCUCUCCUGCUCAGCUGGAGCAGCAGAAGAUCAAUGGUGGAGGCAUGGAGGAGUGGCGCCAUCUACAGUCCGUUGGCCACAACGGCAGGAGGCCCAAAUCUAGAUGGGCCAAACGCAGACUACACAAACUCUGCAUCAGGAUGACCAGGAAGCACAGUCAAUGUGCUUUAGCAGAAGAUGCAGUGCCAAUGUGA
This is a messenger RNA of Oncorhynchus masou masou (cherry salmon), 2112 nucleotides long. It is a transcript of the gene pla2g3, whose product is annotated as phospholipase A2 group III. The coding region runs from base 1 to 2112 and encodes 703 amino acids. NCBI's taxonomy places the organism in Eukaryota, Metazoa, Chordata, Actinopteri, Salmoniformes, Salmonidae. Gene Ontology annotation, biological process: arachidonate secretion; phospholipid metabolic process. The record is from RefSeq and is a predicted model, not a curated record. The transcript has 8 exons. Gene Ontology annotation, molecular function: A2-type glycerophospholipase activity.